Messenger RNA from Microcebus murinus (gray mouse lemur), 1534 nucleotides. RefSeq names its product receptor accessory protein 4 (gene REEP4). The record is from RefSeq and is a predicted model, not a curated record. Gene Ontology annotation, molecular function: microtubule binding. Lineage: Eukaryota; Metazoa; Chordata; Mammalia; Primates; Cheirogaleidae. Gene Ontology annotation, cellular component: cytoplasmic microtubule; endoplasmic reticulum membrane; endoplasmic reticulum tubular network. Gene Ontology annotation, biological process: endoplasmic reticulum tubular network organization.
CCGCGCGGGACCAGCAGCGGCGCGCGGCGAGGGCCGGACGCCCGGUUCUGCGCGGCAGGAAGUGCGGAUCGAGCAGCAACUGCCCGAGCGCCCACCGGUGCCCGCUUUCUACCUGCUGGGCCGCCGCGCCCCCGGCCCGCGGGCCUUCGCGUCCUCCAGGCUCCCGGGACUGCGGGUCGCAGCCAGCGGGCGGCGGGCCCCGCUCCGCCAAGGGGCAGCCGGACCACCCCACGGGUUCCCGCACCUCCGCUGAUCCCUGCGUCCCAGCUCUGGCGUGAACGUCCCUCCGGGCGUCGUCCUGGGGUUGUCCCCAAGGCUGGCAGGAUGGUGUCCUGGAUGAUCUGUCGCCUGGUGGUGCUGGUGUUUGGGAUGCUGUAUCCAGCUUACGCCUCCUAUAAAGCUGUGAAGACCAAGAACAUUCGUGAAUAUGUCCGGUGGAUGAUGUACUGGAUCGUCUUUGCGCUCUUCAUGGCAGCAGAGAUCGUCACGGACAUCUUCAUCUCCUGGUUCCCUUUCUACUAUGAGAUCAAGAUGGCCUUUGUGCUGUGGCUACUGUCGCCCUACACCAAGGGGGCCAGCUUGCUUUACCGCAAGUUUGUCCACCCAUCCCUGUCCCGCCAUGAGAAGGAGAUCGACACAUACAUCGUGCAGGCCAAGGAGCGCAGCUACGAGACCAUGCUCAGCUUUGGCAAGCGGGGCCUCAACAUUGCCGCCUCGGCUGCUGUGCAGGCUGCCACCAAGAGUCAGGGCGCGCUGGCUGGCAGGCUGCGGAGCUUCUCCAUGCAGGACCUGCGUUCCAUCCCUGACACCCCUGCCCCCACCUACCACGACCCCCUCUACCUAGAGGACCAGGUACCCCGCCGGCGGCCACCCAUUGGGUACCGGGCAGGGGGCCUGCAGGACAGUGACACAGAGGAUGAGUGUUGGUCGGAUACCGAGGCAGCCCCCCGGCCACCAGCCCGGCCCCGAGAGAAGCCACUGAGCCGCAGCCAGAGCCUCCGUGUGGUCAAGAGGAAGCCACCAGUGCGGGAGGGCACCUCGCGCUCCCUCAAGGUUCGGACAAGGAAAAAGACUGUGCCCUCCGACAUGGACAGCUAGGGGCUGCAGCAGCUGGCCCAGUCUUACCUCGUGCACUGCAGGGUGCCUGGGGCUCCUUGGAGGGACCUGUGGCUGCACAUCUGCACCAGCCGCCGUGGCCCAUCCUCCGGCUCCUGGUGGACAAGGGCCAGGCCGAUGCUGGCGGAGCCACAUGCGGGGGUGCACCCACGGCGUCCCAAAGCAGGCUGGGCCCCGGUCCUAUUUAUUGCCUUUCGCAGCCCUCUACAUUCCCCACAUGUGGGACCAUAGCACCCCCUGAACCCCUGCAAGUGAAACCAAAAGUCCAGCCUGCUGUGUUCAUUCCUUCUGUCCUUCAAAGUACUUGACAGCCUUUUCCAAGGCCUGGUGUGUGUGUCCUGGUUGUGUGGGUUUUUUUUGUUGGUGAAUGAGGUCAGGUUUGUGAACAUUUUGAUAAAUAAAACACAUAAAGAUGUUC